AUGACUGCCGCACCGACUGAAGUCCCAGCUAUCACCACGCCCACCCCUUUCACCAUCUCAUUCUCUGACGCAGACCUCGAGCAGUUCCACCGCAAGCUCGAUGAUGCUCGCCUGCCCGAUGGUCCCAUGUUCCCGGCCUCCAAGUCCAAAGACGUCGAGCCAAAGGCAUUUCCUACCCUUGAGCUCAUCAAGGGUGCUCUUCAGUACUGGCGUAACAUGGACAUGAAGGCUUUUGAGGCUGAGCUUAACACUUAUCCUCACUUUACGACGUCCAUCGACUGGUGCAAGCAGCUUCACUUCAUCCAUCAGCCUUCAUCGAGGCCAGAUGCUAUCCCCUUGAUCUUCUGCCAUGGAUGGCCUGGCUCGUUCCUUGAGGCCGCUCACAUCGCCAAGCCCCUCGCUGAGCCCGAAGAUCCCAGCGCUCAGGCAUUUCACGUCGUCAUCCCUUCGUUGCCCGGCUAUACCUUCUCGAGUGGACCACCGACGAAGGAGCACGAGACUGGAGAUGUCGACGGCUACUGCCGCCUCCUCGACGCUCUGAUGAGAGGUCUGGGCUACGACAGGUAUGCUGCUCAGGGUGGUGACUGGGGAUCAGUUCACGCCCGUGUCCUGGCCUCACGCUUCGCAAAGAACGAUGGCUCCGGCUGUCGUGCUGUCCACCUAAACUUCCUCCCGACGGUGCCUGGCGGCAAGUACGGUGGUGGCCUCCUCAUGGCUCUGCCCGAGUCGGUGUCCCAAAAGCUGGCAGACUGGACGAUGAGCGAAGAAGAACGCAAAGCUGUACGCAAGGCCCUCCUUUAUAACAACUACGGAUCAGCUUACUACAAAAUUCAGCGCGAGCGACCCUCCCAAAUCGGCUUCGGCCUGAUCGAUUCGCCCGUCGCCAUCUUGGGAUACAUGGCCAACUUUACCAACGGGCUCGGCAUCAACAUCGGGGCACAGAGCAAGCUCGACAUCGACUGGCUCCUCCACGAAACUUUCCUCUACUGGGUGACAAAGAGUGCCGCCACUUCUUUCCUCCCUUACGCCCUCAACAAGCCCUUCGUCCUGUACAUGCUCGAUUCCACGUACCGCGUCGAUGUGCCCUUUGGCUACACGGGCUUCCCCAACGAGAUCAUCGAUUGCCCUCUCAAUUGGGCUCGUAAUGCCUCUCGCUCCAAUACCUCGCGCUUCACUUGGUACGCCAAGUCGCCCACGGGCGGGCAUCUCGCCUCGACCGAAAAGCCUCACAUCUUCAUUGCCCACAUGCGAGCGGCCUUUGCGCCAAAGGGCGAAGAUUCCGUCAGCAGCAACAAGGACGUGUAUGGCAAGCAGGGUGAUGAGGACAAGCUCUUUGUGCAAGGAGCGUCGUGGAAGAGUGGAGGACUGUGGGAUGAGGAGAGAAAGAAGGACAAGAAGACGGGAGCGGCGCACCUGUGA
Molecule: messenger RNA, 1419 nt
Organism: Jaminaea rosea
Lineage: Eukaryota; Fungi; Basidiomycota; Exobasidiomycetes; Microstromatales
Product: alpha/beta-hydrolase
Exons: 2
Coding region: 1-1419 (472 amino acids)
Biological process (GO): epoxide metabolic process
Molecular function (GO): epoxide hydrolase activity
Source: RefSeq, a predicted model, not a curated record